AUUGCACGCUUUGGCUCAGGAGUUUCUUCAUAUAUUGCUAUUCUUUCCGAUGUUACGUUGCCAAUUGUGCCAAUGCUUAUUUUCUCGAUUUUCUCCUUUUUUGCCGGUGUACUAGUCAUUUUUUUGCCAGAAACUUGCGAUCGUCCUUUGCCCGACACAUUACAAGAUGCAGUAACAUUUUUGCGCAGUGAUCCUCGUUAUCAGUGCUACAGUUUCGGUGCUAACAAGAGUAGUUCACUAAUGCUGCGGGAAGAAAAUGAAAAUGUAGCGGCUGGUGGUGCUGCUGGCGCAGAUGUUGCUGACGAUCGACGAUCCAUUGCCAGCAGUGGUACUCGUAGUCGGCGAAUAAGUACAGUGAGUGGUGGAACUGAACGCCGACCCAGUAUUGCAGUGUUGCAAGAAGCACGAGUGAACUUUUUUUAG
Gongylonema pulchrum is the source of this 423-nucleotide messenger RNA. NCBI's taxonomy places the organism in Eukaryota, Metazoa, Nematoda, Chromadorea, Rhabditida, Gongylonematidae. The record is from the annotation of a GenBank genome assembly.